Molecule: messenger RNA, 1671 nt
Organism: Rotaria socialis
Lineage: Eukaryota; Metazoa; Rotifera; Eurotatoria; Philodinida; Philodinidae
Source: the annotation of a GenBank genome assembly
AUGGUGGUACAUCUUGGUGGCCUUGCGUCCGUCGUUGUUUUUUAUGUUCUCAUAUUGCUUGUCGGAAUAUGGGCCGGACGAAAACAAAAAUCCUCCGAAAAAUCACCCGAUACAGAGGAGAUCAUGCUAGCUGGCAGAAAUAUUGGUUUACUGGUUGGAAUAUUUACAAUGACAGCAACAUGGGUUGGUGGAGCAUAUAUUAAUGGCACGGCUGAACAAGUUUUUUCGACAGGUCUUCUUGCAUGUCAAGCACCAUUAGGUUAUGCUAUUAGUUUAGUUGUUGGCGGCUUAUUAUUUGCACGACCUAUGCGUAAUGCUGGAUAUGUUACCAUGCUUGAUCCAUUUCAACGUAAAUAUGGCCAACGAAUGGGUGGAUUACUAUUUAUACCGGCAUUAUUAGGAGAAGUAUUUUGGUCAGCAGCUAUUCUAUCAGCAUUAGGAGCAACAAUUAGUGUUAUUUUUACGGAUGUUUCAACCGUAGCAUCAAUUAUUAUCUCAGCCACUGUAGUUAUUAUUUAUACACUAUUCGGCGGAUUGUAUUCGGUAGCUUAUACAGAUGUUGUUCAAUUGGGAUUUAUUUUUGUUGGUCUUUGGGUUACGAUUCCGUUUGCUAUGCAACAUGUAGGUGUUGGCGAUAUUGUUGCUACAUGGCCUGAAUGGCGUGGACAUAUUGAAAAAUCUCAAAUUGUUGAAUGGAUUGAUAGUAUGUUAUUAUUAGUCUUUGGUGGAAUACCAUGGCAGGUCUAUUUCCAACGUGUUCUAUCAGCUAAAACAGCUAGCAAAGCGAUGUUUCUGUCAUUUUAUGCUGCUAUUGGUUGCAUUGUAUUGGCCAUACCACCUGUCUUAAUUGGAGCUAUUGCUAAAUCUACAAAUUGGACAAUGACAGAUUACGAUGUCGAGAAAGAUAUAACAUCACCGGAAGCAACGAAAUUAAUUCUACCAUUAGUUCUUCUACAUUUAUGUCCAAAAUUUGUUGCGUUCAUUGGAUUAGGUGCUGUUUCUGCUGCGGUUAUGUCUAGUGCAGAUUCUAGUGUACUGAGCGCAAGUUCAAUGUUUGCCCGAAAUGUAUGGAAACUUGUUUUUCGUGAUCAAGCAUCUGAACGAGAAGUUUUGCUUGUAAUGCGUAUCGGAAUACUUUUGGUUGGAAUUGGAGCUGCUGGAAUCGGCAUUCUUGUAUCGUCAAUUUAUGUUCUUUGGUAUUUAUGUUCGGAUCUUGUUUAUGUCAUACUGUUUCCGCAAUUACUUUGUGUUGUUUAUGUACCAAAUUCAAAUACUUAUGGUUCAUUAGCAGCAUAUAUAACAGGUUUUCUUUUUCGUUUUCUGAUUGGUGAAUCCUCAUUAGGUAUUCCAAAAUUUAUUAAUUUUGGUCCAUAUAUUCCACCAAAAACGUUAUGCAUGCUUAUAAGUCUUUCAACAACAUUGAUCAUUUCUUAUACAGCUAAAUAUGUUUUGGAGAAACGUAUUUUACCACCUAAAUAUGAUAUAUUUCAUUGUCUGGUCGAUAUACCAAAUGAAAUUUUACCAUUAAAAGAAAGUGCAACAACCGAAGAAUUACAAUAUAAAGUUAUUCGACCAACAACAGGACAACAAUAUUUAACUGAGCCAGCAAUGAUGAUCAAUAGCUCGUUUUCUGAAAGUCAAGAAGUUUUAAGUUCUUAUGCAAGAAAUUAA